CCCAUCACACUUCCUGCUUUGUUUGAGAGGGAGCGAAUUGACGAACUGAAUAGGCUAGCUGUGGAGUUUAGAACAUACGAAUGUGGGCUGGGAAGUUUAGAACAUACUAAGACUGUGCUGGUUUUGAGUGGUUGUGAUUCACUCCCAAUCAGUGACAACAGACAGGAUAAGGAGACAGGUCAAGUUAGGUUAAAUGACUGCAAGUUAGCAUUUGCUGAUUCAAUUUAGCACUUAGCAAGUUCUGGUCACUACAGGAUCCUGUUUUGAAACUGGAUGUAAAGGGUCAAGCAUGGAUGUUGCUGUCGCAGAGGAACCCCUGAGGAAAAUUUUCAGAGCAAAAAAGACUAUGAAAGUCAGCGAUCGACGGCAACUGGAAUCCCUUCACACCACUCUUUCCUCUCCAUGUUCUUUCCCAUCCCCACCUCAGCCAGCAAUGGUAAAUGGGAAGCACUGUGAAGAUGUGUCUAUGGAAGUAGAUAAAGAAAUACAUGGAACUACACAUACCACCACUCAAGCCCCUUCCUUCCUGACGGCCACAUCCCUAACCACUGAGACCUCUGAGGAACCAACAGCCUCUGAAUUACUGGUUUCUUCAUCACAGAACAUACACUCUGAUGUAAAAGAUUUUCAGGAAGAAGGAGAGGGGGACAAGGAGUCUACAUUACCCAGCCUUGAGGUAGAAGACAAAAUGAAUGGACUGAUUAAAGUGGAUAAAAAUUCCAAGGAGGAUGUUAUCGUUUCCUCUCCUGUGAGUUCAGAGAAAACAGAAGCAGUAAGAGAGAGACAGGUUGAUGGUAUGGAGGUAGACCUGGUACCAGGUACCACUCAGGACACAGUGCCCAUAUUGAACCCUGCCGCCUCCCUCCUCCUGUCCUCCAACACGGCUAUAGAGUCUGUCUCUUCCCCUUCACUCUCCCCAUCAUACACGGCAGAGUCAGACCAGGAGGUCAGGCCAGGGUUCCUGGUGCUUAGUGAGGAUGAUGAUGAUGUCCAGGAUGAGAGCGAUGAGGAAAAAGAGAAGAAAGAGGAGGAACAGAGGGAAAGUGAAGGAGGGGUAGAAAAAGUUGAGGUUAACAUGGAGAAGCCAGAACAAUUUGAAAGUGGUGCUCCAGUUGACUGUCCGUCCCCUUCAUCACCAACGCCCCUUCAGAUUGAUGAAGAAGAGGAGGGUGCUGCUCUACAGAAGAAACGAUCCUUGUCUGGAGACUCGGAGGAUGGUGGUCAAAAGCAGGGAGAAAGAGACUUGGAAGUGGCGGAGAGGCAUCAUAAGAGGCCCAGAGUAGACUGUGAAGAGCUGGAGGCUCAUGUGGAGCUGAAGAUCAGUGGGAGUGCUGAAAGGCAACACAAGCUAAAGAAGCUGGUGCAGCAGCUUGUUGAGGAGAAGUUGUGUGUUCUGCAGCUCACACUAUUUGACAAGAGUCUUCAGGGGCUCAGAGACAGACUGGACAAAAUAGAAAAACACCCGAGUGCACUCAAGCGCCUGCAGGCAAAGAUUGGCCGACUUUCUAAGAAAGUUCGAACUGCCAACCAGGCCAGGGAGAAUGCCAAGAAUCAUCCAGAAGUACUGUUGCCACCUACCUCUACUUCUGCCACAGCAACCACCCCAGCAGGAUCAGCAGUUCUCGGCCUGAGAACAAUGGGGAACAACACACCGGAUCCAAAGCGUAAUGAUCAGAGCAGUCAAACCCCUACUCCUGUACGUAAUGAUCAGGACUGUCAAACCCCUACUCCUGUACGUAAUGAUCAGGACUGUCAAACCCCUACUCCUGUACGUACUGAUCAGGGCUGUCAAACCCCUACUCCUGUACCCACAGCCCCUUUGCUACCUUCCCCCUCUUCCACAGCCUCAGCCGGAUCUCAACCCACAUCCCAAACCUUGAUGCUGAGCACCUGUGUUACCCCAGCACCAGGCCCGUCCGCCUUCCCUCUCCAGUCAUUCAUCAUACAGCUGCCUGGUGGAGGGACAGCCAUCCUUACCAACCCAACCAACUCCCAGCUAAUCCCAGUGUGCGCACUUCCCGCCAUGACGAGUUCCACCGUGACACCCACCACUGCCUUCCUCCUGCAAAGGACUACUCCUUACACCCCUGCUGCUCCCAAGUCCCCCUCUGCCCUCUUAUCUCAUUUCGCUGCCACAACCACAACCACGACUACACCCACUGACUCACCAGCUGCCACAACGUCCCACAUAACCACACCCUGGGCCACAACCAUAACCACGCCCAGGGCCACAACCAUAACCAGGGCCACAACCACAACCACGCCCAGGGCCACAACCACGCCCAGGGCCACAACCACAACCACGCCCAGGGCCACAACCAUAACCACGCCCAGGGCCACAACCAUAACCACGCCCAGGGCCACAACCAUAACCACGCCCAGGGCCACAACCAUAACCACGCCCAGGGCCACAACCAUAACCACGCCCAGGGCCACAACCAUAACCACGCCCAGGGCCACAACCAUAACCACGCCCAGGGCCACAACCAUAACCAUGCCCAGGGCCACAACCAUAACCACGCCCAGGGCCACAACCAUAACCACGCCCAGGGCCACAACCAUAACCACGCCCAGGGCCACAACCAUAACCACGCCCAGGGCCACAACCAUGCCCAGGGCCACAACCAUAACCACGCCCACGCCCAGGGCCACAACCAUAACCACAACAACACCCUGGGCCAUACCUAUGGCGACACAUACAGCCACACCCAGGGCCACACCCAUAACCACACCCAGAACCACAACCAUAACCACACCCACACACAGGGCCACAACCAUAACCACACUCUGUGCCACACCCAAUGUCUCCCACUCUGGAGCCACUGGGACAGUCAGCAGGCACAGCUCCAGUGUGUCUGUCUCCGUCUGUGAGUCCAUUCGGCUUGUGUCUGUGGCGAACUUCACUUCAUCCUUACCAAGAUUCUCAAUGCCAGCCACCACAGGCACUCAACCCUCUGUGCGACCAGCUGCCUCUGUGCAUCCAACUGCCCCAGCACAACUAGCUGCCCCUUUACCACAGGUGCCUGGGAAAACAGGUAGUGAAUCUACAAACCCACCUUCAGACUCCACACAGGCAUCUCACCAUGCCAAAUCAGAAGCAUUCAUAGACCUGACAGAGGAGGAGGAUGAUGAUGAUGUUCUAGUUACUGGAGUGCUGAAGGCUCCGAUUGCUGUGAAGGCCUCACCCUCGCCUUCAACAGCGGGUCAGCGAACAACAGUCACACAGCAAACAGCCACCUCCACUUCAGUCGGAACACAGGCCGUGAGGUCAUCUCUUGGUCAGACUUCAGCUGUUGGAUCUCCGCAUGCUGUUUAUCAUCACCCCCUGCAGGGCUCCCCAUCUGAAAGUGUUGCCUCAGCCACAACCACUUCUUCAUCUUCCACACCUUGCCCCCAGCCCUCUCCCCUUCCCCCCUUGCCUGUCCCACCUCAAACUAUCAGCCUGCCCCUCGAAGCGGCCAGCACCAGCCCUCCACAACAGCCUCUGCUCAAAAUAACCCGGGUUCUGAGCCAGAAUGACGGCAUCGUGCUCUCCUGGUCUGUGACUGAGGUAGACAGGAGCUGUGCUGCCGUGGACAGCUACCACCUAUACGCCUACCACCAGGACCACUCUGGCCCCAGCACACCUCCCCUACUCUGGAAGAAGAUAGGGGAGGUGAAGGCUUUGGCUUUGCCCAUGGCCUGUACACUCACACAGUUUGUCUCUGGCUCCAAGUACUACUUUGCAGUCCGUGCCAGGGACGUGUUUGGCCGCUUUGGACCAUUCUGUGUGCCUCAGUGCACUGACGUCUUAACGUCCCCUUCACCGAAAGCUCCAAUUUAACCAAAUGUUAAGAUGUAAGUUAAUAUGUACAAUUUGUUGUGUAAAGUUAAAACGAGGAGAAAUGUUGAUUCUGUACAUUUUCUUUUCUUGCAAAGUUCAGUAAAGCUUCUCUGCAAAACUAAUUGCUCUAUUUUCAAAUGAAUGUGUUUGGUAUUUUUUAUCAGAAUUGUUCACUCAAAUCAUAUUUGAGCCCAGGUGUUUACAAGAGUGACUUAUCAUUGGAAUGUUACUGGAAAAUGUUGUUGCCCAUCUUGGUGAAAUCGGUUGGCCCCAUGUGACCACUGUCUGCCUGCCGUGUGUUUGACCACAUGGGAGCAGCAUUGUACCAAAAUGGUAUCUUUGACACAGGACGAGAGGAUUUGAAAAUCAAACCUGAAAUGGCCUGGUCCCGUUUCUGAACGAUUAUGGACAAAGUAUUAUUCUCCUAGUUUCCUGAAGGUAUUUGAAAACUCAAACUUUUCAUUGCAAUUGUCAGUCUAACUGAAAGAACAUACUAUGAAGGGCAGAAUGACCAUUAUAUUAUAUGGUAAUACACAGUAGUACUGCGUCUCAUGAGAAAUGAACCUGCUAAAGCCUAUGCGAUCUUUUCCUCCUGCUCAAUUUCUGCUAUUGUGAAGGACAUGUUCUACAAUUAAAUGAUACAUGAUCAA
Molecule: messenger RNA, 4473 nt
Organism: Salvelinus fontinalis (brook trout)
Lineage: Eukaryota; Metazoa; Chordata; Actinopteri; Salmoniformes; Salmonidae
Product: activating transcription factor 7-interacting protein 1-like
Exons: 12
Coding region: 290-3823 (1177 amino acids)
Biological process (GO): regulation of DNA-templated transcription
Cellular component (GO): transcription regulator complex; nucleus
Molecular function (GO): protein binding; transcription coregulator activity
Source: RefSeq, a predicted model, not a curated record